Molecule: messenger RNA, 6511 nt
Organism: Dermochelys coriacea (leatherback sea turtle)
Lineage: Eukaryota; Metazoa; Chordata; Testudines; Dermochelyidae
Gene: ABI2
Product: abl interactor 2
Exons: 13
Coding region: 415-1821 (468 amino acids)
Cellular component (GO): lamellipodium
Molecular function (GO): SH3 domain binding
Source: RefSeq, a predicted model, not a curated record
AUGUGAAGAUGGCGGAGCUGCAGAUGCUGCUGGAGGAGGAAAUCCCGGGCGGGCGCCGGGCCCUCUUCGACAGCUACACCAACCUGGAGCGGGUGGCCGAGUACUGCGAGACCAACUACAUCCAGGUGCCUAAACUGUUCAGGCUGUCAGUCCAUUAGGAGGCUAAUGGUUUUGGCAGAUCCUGUUAAUUAAAUGUGAGGAUUUUUAGCCUCCAUGUCUAGGUAACGGGAUAACCAAAAUAUCUCCUUCCUGUGGAAUGGCAUCAGUAAUGAGGCUCAUGUAGCUAGGAGAAAAAUCAGACUGAUACAGUCAGCAGAUAAACAGCGAGCCUUAGAAGAAACCAAAGCCUACACAACCCAGUCCUUAGCAAGUGUAGCUUAUCUGAUCAACACUUUGGCCAACAAUGUUCUCCAAAUGCUGGAUAUCCAGGCAUCCCAGCUUCGGCGCAUGGAAUCUUCAAUCAACCAUAUUUCACAAACAGUGGACAUUCAUAAAGAGAAAGUUGCUAGAAGAGAAAUUGGCAUUUUGACUACGAACAAAAACACCUCAAGAACCCACAAAAUCAUUGCACCAGCCAACCUGGAGCGACCAGUUCGCUACAUUAGAAAACCUAUUGAUUACACAAUUCUAGAUGAUAUUGGACAUGGAGUGAAGUGGUUGCUUAGAUUUAAGGUUAGUACACAGAAUAUGAAGAUGGGUGGGCUGCCUCGUACCACUCCACCUACCCAGAAACCGCCCAGCCCACCAAUGUCAGGAAAAGGAACGAUUGGGCGUCACUCUCCCUAUCGCACACUGGAGCCUGUGCGUCCUCCAGUGGUACCAAAUGACUAUGUACCUAGCCCAACACGUAAUAUGGCUCCCUCGCAACAGAGCCCUGUUAGAACAGCUUCUGUGAAUCAGAGGAAUCGCACAUACAGCAGCAGUGGGAGUAGUGGAGGGAGCCACCCAAGUAGUCGGAGCAGCAGUCGAGAGAACAGUGGAAGUGGAAGUGUGGGUGUACCUAUUGCUGUCCCCACUCCAUCUCCUCCUAGUAUGUAUCCAGCCCCUGCUGGCUCAGCUGGCACUUCUCCCCUUCCUGCUACCUCUGCACCUGCUCCUUCCCCCCUUGCUCCUGCUACUGCCCCCUCCGCUGCCCCAGAUGCUGCUGCUGCAGGAGCCCAGCCUCUUGCUGAUGGCUUCACCACCUCUCCAACUCCCCCUGCUGUUUCUUCCACUCCCUCAGCAGGUCACCCAGUUCAGUUCUACAGCAUGAACAGACCUGCCUCCCGGCACACACCCCCAACAAUAGGGGGCUCUUUACCAUACAGGCGCCCUCCUUCCAUCACUUCACAAACAAGCCUUCAGAACCAGAUGAAUGGAGGGCCUUUUCAUAGCCAGAACCCAGUAUCCCUUGCUCCUCCUCCUCCUUCCAUCCUACAGGUAACUCCACAGUUGCCACUGAUGGGAUUUGUGGCCAGAGUUCAAGAAAAUAUUUCAGAUACUCCCCCUCCUCCUCCACCUGUAGAUGAGCCAGUCUUUGAUGAGUCCCCACCUCCACCCCCACCCCCAGAAGAUUAUGAAGAGGAGGAGGCAGCUGUGGUGGAGUACAGUGAUCCUUAUGCUGAAGAGGACCCUCCAUGGGCACCAAGGACCUAUUUAGAAAAGGUCGUGGCGAUUUAUGACUACACAAAAGACAAGGAGGACGAGCUCUCAUUUCAGGAAGGUGCCAUCAUUUACGUCAUUAAGAAGAACGAUGAUGGGUGGUAUGAGGGUGUCAUGAAUGGAGUGACGGGGCUCUUCCCAGGGAACUAUGUGGAGUCCAUCAUGCACUACUCUGAGUGAAGACCACAGGUGCAGCUCUGCACCCUGCUCCACAGGAACUGUCAGGGCACCUCAGCUCUACACCAGCCCCUAGGGGCCCACCCAAGUGAACUGAAUGAAGGAUAAUUGUAACACAACCACUCUUGUUUUUUGCUUUUUUCAUUAUACAAUAGCGAUUUGAGUUGUUUGAACAAAUGGCUCUUCCAGCUGCCAGCAGUGGCUGUGCCUGACGUUGAAUAAGCCGACCCGUUCAGAUGUAGAUAGUGGAGAUGUAACGAACUUGUUGAGUAGCUGAUACUUGACUAAAAUUCAGACUGAUUCAUGUGUGAUCUGGGAUCUUUCUCAGGAAUACUGUAUGCCCCUGUGAUGAUAUCUCUGGCAUUAGCGCCUGGCACCGGACAUCCUGGAUGCUAGUGCAAAGGGAUUAAUGUAACUGGAGGCUCACAGAGCUGGCUUGGGUUCACUUACCUUUCAGUUUAGAUAAUUAAGAUGGAUGCAGCCCAGAAGACCUCACCAUUGUGUAAUCGUAGUCUUUUGACUGCCCCAGGUUAGAUCUGUGUUAUGCACUGCUGUAGAAAGUGAUCCCCAUUGGCAUGAGCUUCCAAACUGCUGGGGCGGAGGGGUUAAGCUGAACACAAAUGCAGUUUGUGGUGAGGGGGAAGUUAAGUUUAUAGGUUCCUAGGGAGUCUGAGGCUAACUCUAGGAGUUAAGGUUUGAAUCUAUUCGUGCAUCCUUGCAUGAGACAGAUCAUUCAUCCUAAAUGUCAGUAUUAUGCACAGUGUAAUUUUUAAAAAACCCAAUCAGGUCUUGUAAAUUGGCUCUUUUGUACUUUGGUUCCAGAUCUGAGUAUAUGCUGUGACCGCCCUGUGCAGAGGCAGGACAAAGAGCAGUUGUCGUCUUCAGGUCUAUUACCAAAAUCUCCUCUCAGUGGAAGUAAAAAGGGCUGCCAUAAGCUUUGGUUUUCCAUGGAAAGCUAUGCACAAAAUGGUCAUUAUUUUAGCUCUUUUCCCUACCCCUCCCAGUGUUUAUAAAAUAGUAAAUACCUUUCAUAGCUAUACCUAGCCAGGUGUGAAUCACACACUGUAAAGGUUUCACGGACACUUGUAGGUUGCUUUUUAAUACUGUCUCAGAUGAAAAUGCCGCCACUUGAGUUGGCUUCUUCACAGAUCAGCGUAAAGAACUCUGAAUGGUCAUCUGUGCCAGUUUAGGAAGAACUUCAAACAAAAGAGGAGUGUUAACGUAAUUCAUUAACACAGCAAACUGAUUGACCUGCUGUUGUAGUCCCACCUUCUGGAGGAGGGCAGCCUAUGUACAUUUAGUCUGAGCUCCCAUAAUAGGGAGAUACCGAGCAAGGUUUCUUCCUGAACUAUUUUUAUUUGAGCCAAGGUGAAAUUCCAGCCAGUACCAACAGUGGCUUAUUCAAGUCUAGAUAAUGCUGCAGCUGUCUGCUAAGGCAUGUGUAUACAAUGGAAUAUUGCAGGGAGAGUAGUAGAGAUAACUAACUGGAGGCUGGUUUUCCUUCCUUCUUAGUAAAGUCAAGCCAGUCUCAUAACUCAUAGCUCGUGUGAUAUCUUGCCUGAGAUGUGCAUUUCGAACAAGCAGGGACACUUUGGCUAGAUGGGACCUUUGCUAAACUGAUGCAUCAAUCUGAGGGGGCGGGAAAGGAAUGGACAACUUGUGCCAUUCUUCCUUAUACUCCUGGAUAUAAAGUCUCCUUGGAGCUUUUCUGCCUCCCAGUACUCAGCUGGCACUGGAGCCUAGAUGCUGUCAUGUCCUUGUCAGGAAGCUUCUCCACUUAAUUACCCCUUCUAGCUGUCUGUUGCAAAAAUAGUUUCAUUGAGCUGCAGCUUUCAAGCCCUGCCACUCUGCAGUCUGCCAGGGCUCAUCUCAUUGCUGCCUAUCUGGAUGGUGGCAAUUGCUUGAUGAAUUAGGUGACACUGACUCAAAAAAAAAAAAAAUCCCUUUUGGGUUUUUUGUCUCCUAGUAGCAAAAUGGAUGAAAACAGACAUUGCCGGGUGUCUUUGUAGGAGUGUCUGGGUGAGAGAAAGCUAGGCAGUUACCUUACACCAUGCUUGGGCUACUGUUAGAUUCUAAGGCUUGGCUACACAGGAAGUUGUUAUGAAAUGACAUAGGAUGUGAAUUUGAAGUACAACAGCUAUUCUGGGCCAUUUUGUCAUAUAGAGGAGCCCCAAGGGCAUGUCUGCACUGCAAGUACUAGGGGAACCCACCUGCUCACAACAUGGCUAAAGCACAGCUGCAUUGUGUAGUGUAAAUGCGGACCCCACCCACACCUCAGAGUGCUUGGUGAGAUGGGCACAUGGUUAGGGUCCCAUCUACUCCACAGACCAGAUGUUCUUUUUCUGAGUCUGAGACAUCGAUGUUGUAAGUGGUGCCCUGAUCUGGAUAUGCUUGUGGUACAGACUGGGCACAGAAUCAAUAUUCCUUAAACGAGCUGUUUCCAUUGGCAAGAUGUCUGGUGUGGCGAGCUCACAAAGCAAAGGAUUUGUAGAGUCCAGAAUAUCCUGACCCCUUGCCAGCAGACAAGAUGGUGCAGGCAGCUCCUCGCCAAAGUGGGCUUGUGUUUUGUUUGUUCCCUGCUGACAACAUGACACUUACGAGGUGGUUCAUCCUGCAGAGCUGCUGGGGAGGGAGUUUCUGGGUCACCUCCUGCUGGUUUCAUGCUUUUUUAUGCAGUACUAAUGUUGUAAAAAACACUUGUUGGGUUUUAUGCAUAUUUUUUAUUUUGUACAGUUUUGAAUUCUGUAGAUUGUCCAGGGAUGAUGCUAUGUAAUGAGCAUAGACCAGGCCCAAAGUAAUUGGAUUUUGUAUGUACUCUUACAUAGACUGCAUGCUAUUAACGUCAGUGAGGGUUGUGUUUCCAAUUCUAUCAUUUGUAAUCCCUCCCCCCAUCUCCUUUUCCCCUUUUAUUUAAAAGGGAUGGGGGCUUGGGCAAUAGGCUAUUCAAAUAGAGGCAGAACUUCUUUGCACAGAGUCCUGUCAAAGCUAAAAUGAAGGUGUUAAGAAUUACAAGCUGUUGAUCAUUCAGUGUUUUUCUCGCUUUAGAGGCAGUGGAUGGGUAGUAGAAAAGGACACAGCAGAAUAGCCCAAAGGUCAAAAUACUAAUUCUCAACACCCCCCCCCCCCCAAAACACUGCUUUUUUCCAAUCCACAAAAAGUAGGGGUAGAUUGUAGAUUUGUCUCCCUUUACUCUAGGUGAAGUGUAGCAAAGUCAGGGGCAUCUCCUCUCUCCCAUGUAAGUCUCAGGUUACCCGUGCCCCUCUUUUCUCACUCAAUGCAGUCCCUCAUUACUGUGAGGGUGGGCCAGGCCACGAUCUGCGCUGCAUAGGGAAAUGGGAAUAGUUGCAGGAUGUCAACAUGAGGGGUUUUCCUAGGACUACAGGUAGCGACACCUGGGCUAAAGCGUGCUGAAAGUCCUGUCAUUGCUUGCUGGUAUAUUUUUGGGGGGUGUGGGAGAGCUGCUCUUCACACAACACAAUUUGUUCAGUGAGGGAUGCUCACCUUUUGCCAGCAGUGCCAGAGGCACCAGUCCGCCCCUCUUGGGGGGGGGGGGGGGAGAGAUGGGACAGUUUUUGCAAGGUGGUAAAAUAAACCCUGCCCUUUGACGCUGAGUCCAACAUUGCUGUGCUGUCUGGUAACAAACUCUGAGCACACUCCUUGGGGCUUUUCUGCUGUGUGCCAGUGGAGACUAGGAUCUAGUCUUCCUAAAGGGCUUGUGUUUCUAGUCUUAGCCUGCUGCCCUAACAUUAGAGAGGGUUCCCCUACAGAAGAUGGGGCUGUGAAAUUGGGGCACUGUGUAAGUUGAAAAUUACUUAGGGCCCUGCCCCACUGGGAGCAGAACAGGGCAUGUAAGAAAUGGGGCAGAGUGAUUAGGGUCUAAGCUAUGAAUGUUGAAGCCCUCUGCUCAGGUAAUCACUGCAGGACACCAGGAGCUGGUUUCCAAAUGAAGGGAGCAGCACUAUAGGUACACUUUGGCCAUAGCAGUUUUUGAAAACGGGAAAGUGCACAGAUGUUGCAUUUGCCAAAGGGGUAAUCUUGCUUCAUGCCUCUCUAGUGGCAAAACCAAAUUUCCUGCUCUGGCAGCCUGAUGCUGAAUUUGCAUUUUUCUGGAUAAUGCUCUAAUACACAGUGGAGAAAAUAACGCAAGAUUUUUAUAUUCAAUAGCUGACCUCACUAGUUCCAUGGACCUAGUGCUUUAUUUUGAAACUCCAAAAAUAGUGCACCCCAGCCCCAUCUUUAGGAAGAUACUUGAAAGCUAAAUCAAAGACCAUGGUCCACUUCUGCUUUCAUUUGUAAUCAGUGUGUUCUGUGCAACUUCCAUGGCCAAAAGUGGAGUCUAAGGGUACAGUAAACAUGCUGAUUCUAUUCACACAUUGCACUGUUGCUCUUACAAGGCACGUCACAACAGGGUGUUUGAUAAAGCCUCUGUGGCAGGCUGUUAAGAGGUAGCCUUUCAACCCACCACCUGACUCGGCCGAUAAAAAAGAGAGCUGUGUACAAAUUGGUUUCAAGGUUAAGUGCUGACAUCUGAGAUUUUUGUGAACAAGUGCUUAUUUUCAUCUUUGAAGAGUGUCUUUUGCAACUUGUAAGAACACAUGGUUCCUAUGACUUUUCUGGAAAAACAUCACUUGUCCUUUUCCUGUACAUUUUUUUCUUCAAAAAAUAAAACACCCAAUUUGGCUCAGUCUAAUAA